AGAGAGAGAGAGAGAGAGAGAGAGAGAGAGAGAGACUGAUAUGAUACGGAUAUGGGAAUCAAUUAACAUUUCCUACGGAAAUAGCAUGCUAAAAUGUACUAAAAGAAACCAAAACAAAAAAACAAAAACAUAAAAAGGAGUAUGGAUGAAGUGAAGGCAGUUCUCCUCCCUCGUCCACACAUUUGAAAUCCCAAUGUCGACUGCCUCCACCACACCACCACCACACAAAGCAGAGCCACUUCGACCGCAACAGUCACUGCAGCACAUCGACUCCAUGGCCUCCCUCCAUCUCCUUCCCAACUCCCUCGCUCCCGUCACCCCAUCGUUCCCUCCUCCCACUCUCCGCCACUCCUCGGUUUCCACCUUCGUUUCAUCUCCACCAGCUCCGCAUCCGCGGAGGCUUGCCCUCUCCGCCUGCGCCAAGAGGAAGAAGAACCCGUGGCUCGACCCCUUCGACGACGGGGAGGACCCCGACAUGGAGUACGGCUCCCUCUUCGCCGACGGCAAACAGGAGGAGGAUCCGAGGCCGCCAGAGGACCCCGACAACCCUUACGGCUUCCUCAAGUUCCCCAUGGGCUUCAACGUGGAGCUCGACUCGCUCGCCGCCAAGGUGCGGGGCGACGUGCGGCGCUGCUGCUGCGUCGUGUCUGGCGGCGUCUACGAGAACCUGCUCUUCUUCCCGGUCGUCCAGCUCAUCAAGGACCGCUACCCGGGGGUUCUGGUGGACGUGGUCGCCUCGCCGAGGGGGAAGCAGACCUACGAGCUGAACAAGAACGUGCGGUGGGCAAACGCCUACGACCCCGACGAAGACUUCCCUGAGUCCGCCGAGUACAUCGACAUGAUCGGUGUCCUAAAGAAUCGAUACUAUGACAUGAUCUUAUCGACCAAGCUUUCUGGGCUCGGCCAUGCGGCCUUCCUGUUCAUGACAUCUGCUCGAGACAAAGUCAGCUACGUGUAUCCAAAUGUCAACGCAGCAGGCGCAGGACUGCUGCUCACGGAGACGUUCACUCCUCCGUCUUCCAAUCUCUCCCAAGCCGGAUUCGACAUGUAUCAUCAAAUGGUGGAAUGGUUGGGUAGACCAGCUCGGAAUGUCCCAAGGCAACCGGUGCCUCCUCUCAAAGUGUCCAUCUCAAAGAAGCUGAAGGCAUAUGUGGAAGCAAAAUACAGUAAAGCAGGAGCGGAGAAGCGGAAAUUUGUGGUCAUUCAUGGGAUCGAAACAGAUUCGGUCGCUUCUAUGAGAUCCAAAGGAGACACUGAUUGCUUGUUGCCUAUCCGAGUGUGGGCCGAAAUAGCAAAAGGGAUAAGGGGUGUGAAGCCUCUCUUCGUCAUCCCGCAUGAGAAAGUGAGGGAGGAUGUUGAGGAAGUCAUCGGCGAAGAUUCAUGCAUUCUCUUCAUCACCACGCCUGGCCAGCUAGCAGCUCUUAUUGAUGAUUCAGCCGGAGUGAUAGCCACAAACACAGCGGCGAUUCAACUUGCGACUGCUCGUAACAAGCCAAGCAUCGCAUUGUUUUCCUCCGAAGAGAAAGGAAAUCUCUUCGUUCCAAACGCACAAGAAAAGAGAUGCUCGAUUGUUUCAUCACCAACAGGAAAGCUAAAAGACAUUGAUGUUGAAGCUGUGAAGAAUGCGGUGGAAAUUUUCGAAGGAUCUCCAGUUUUUGCAUAGAAAGAAGAGAUUACUUCUUCAUCACCCCUCUUACAGUAACUGUAGAUAAAUAUGCAUAUAUAUAUAUACAUCAAAUGCAGCACUCUUCAGUGUAUUCCUUCUUAUCAAUGUCUAAUCUUCUUUUGCAA
Musa acuminata subsp. malaccensis (wild Malaysian banana) is the source of this 1791-nucleotide messenger RNA. The record is from RefSeq and is a predicted model, not a curated record. Lineage: Eukaryota; Viridiplantae; Streptophyta; Magnoliopsida; Zingiberales; Musaceae.